Saccostrea cuccullata (small rock oyster) is the source of this 1879-nucleotide messenger RNA. Its product is annotated as G-protein coupled receptor dmsr-1-like. Gene Ontology annotation, biological process: G protein-coupled receptor signaling pathway. Bases 669 to 1829 code for a protein of 386 amino acids. Gene Ontology annotation, molecular function: G protein-coupled peptide receptor activity. Gene Ontology annotation, cellular component: plasma membrane. The transcript has 2 exons. Lineage: Eukaryota; Metazoa; Mollusca; Bivalvia; Ostreida; Ostreidae. The record is from RefSeq and is a predicted model, not a curated record.
UCGAUAUUCGGUAAAAAUUAUCGAUAAUCAGUUGAUGUACGACAAGUUAUUGGUAAGGUAAUCUGUGUGGGCGUUUUUUAAAUUCCAAUUAUUAAGCGUUUAUUAUUAUGCAGAAACGCGGAAGCCCUCAUUCUAAAGCAAGCCAGCAUGAAUAAAUGUUAAAAAUCUCAAAUUAUAUAGACACUGAUUUAAAAUGAAGCCGGGAUAUUUCAUGGAAUUAUCCUCACAAAUCGUCGCUGUAUCUCCAGUGUAAUUGUGAAAGACUACAGUGAUUUCCUUGACAGAAAGCUACUAUUUCAAUUACAUCGAUAUCAUAAAGCAUUGAGUGUUGGGCGAUAGGAUGUUAUAUAAGGGAUCUCGGGUUUCGCUAGGAAUCAGUAUGUCACUUUUUCUGGAAGGUACGCAGUGAUGGCGCACAAAUUCAUCUGCAGAAGAAAAUAAAAAUAUAGAAAUAUUUUACAAGAUAAUUGUAAGCGUCAUCUGGUGAAUUGUGGUCUACUCCUACACUGCUUUAUGGGAGGUAUAUACCCCCUGGAGGAUAAUUAAUUUUCGAGCUGAAUCAUUAGAUGUGGGCUCUGAUAAGUGUGAAUUUUAAUUUUCCGUGAUUUGGAUCUUUAUAAUCUGCUAACGCCUGCAUCCAUGUUCACCUGUGCAGGAAUAAAGAGAGAAUGGAUUCCAAUACAGAAGAAAAUUGGAUCCUUUUUACGGAUUUGUCAGUCACCAACGACACAAAUAUUUCGUUUGCUGCCAUGGGUUCAGAAUCAACUAACGGACUCAUGACAUUCGGCCAUUGGUUCACACGUAUCCAUGGCUACGCCAGCUUGUUCACGUGCAUCUUUGGGAUAUUUACGAACCUCUUCAAUAUUUCUAUUCUAACACGUAAAGAUAUGUGGAACCCCACUAAUUGCCUUCUGACGUGGCUCGCUGUUUCAGAUAUCCUGACUAUGAUUCCAUACAUUCCAUUUUCCCUCCACUUCUACUGCAUUCACAACUUUGAUGAAAUCUCUGAAGAAAAGUUUUCUCGUGGCUGGACAACGUACAUGCUUGUUCUUGUAAAUUUAGCAGCAACAACGCACACAAUUUCGAUAUGGCUUGGUGUCUCAUUGGCAGUAUUCAGGUUUACACAAUUACGGACCACAGCCAAGGGACCUUUAGCACGCAUGAGGAGCAUGCGUCAGGUCAAAUACACAACUGUGUUAGUUUAUAUUCUUUCUACAUUGUGCUUAAUCCCUAAUUACCUGACCAACGAAGUUGUGCAACAAAAAAUGGAUUCCAACAUAACAAUUUACGUCCUUAAUGACUUAAAAUUAGCCACCAAUGAAACAAAGCCGAUUGUGCUCGCUAACGUUCUCUCCUACGCCACUGUGGCCAAAUUCAUUCCAUGUGCACUCAUGAUUGUGUUCGGUGGGUCAUUGUUGUAUAGUCUCGGAAUUAAAGGAAGGCAUCGAAGGACUAGGCUCUCUGCCGGACAGCCGCCUACAAAACGAGGCACGAAGCAUUCUAAGACGACCAAAUUAUUGCUGGUUGUGAUUAUUCUAUUUUUGGUAACGGAAUUCCCUCAAGGUAUUGUGAUUUUUAUGAGUGCCAUUGUUCCAAACUUUUACAAAUCUGUGUAUGUGCCUUUGGGAGACUUUAUGGAUUUCCUUGCACUUGUGAACAAUGCCAUCAAUUUUGUUUUGUACUGUAGCAUGAGUAACCAAUUUCGGUCUCGAUUUUUGGAGAUGUACUGUAACAAAAGACGUGGCUUUAAGUACACCAAUAAGUUUAGUUUUACGUAUUCUUUAUCGUCAUUUACAAAAGCAACUGUUGUUGAUUCCUUAAAGAGAUGAAAGAGGGUGAUAAAAUGUUUUCCUGCCCAAAAAUGUAAAAUUUAUUUUGU